AUGGACAUGGAUACUCAGCCCAACACCAAGGCUACUUACGUAGCCCUUUUCGAGUCAGCCACGGGAAACCUGCAUACCUCCUACCGCUCCAUUCCAGAGGGCCAAGACCCUGAGGACUUCGCGACCGACCUCAUCAACGCCUAUAAACAGCACACCAGGCGGUACAAGCGAAUCUUCUACCGCGGCGUCCUACUUAAGAAGCCCGUCGUUUCCGUUGCCAAAUUGUCCAAGGCAAGUUCGCAUUCCUCUUCCUCUUCUAUCACCAACGCGUGCCCCAGUAUCACGGGUGAGGACCACUUCUUCGUCCAGGAGGAAGUCUAUGAUCCCUCGUUGACGGCUGCCAUGCACAACACUGCUAUCCUACGCAACGUAGAUCACGAUAGCUUUUUUGAGGAGUACAAGGAUGUCAUGGUCGUGGCCGGCGGCCCCGCGUGCUGCCAUCCUCAUCCGCCUUGUGAAUGA
Pochonia chlamydosporia 170 is the source of this 462-nucleotide messenger RNA. RefSeq lists its product as hypothetical. Bases 1 to 462 code for a protein of 153 amino acids. NCBI's taxonomy places the organism in Eukaryota, Fungi, Ascomycota, Sordariomycetes, Hypocreales, Clavicipitaceae. The transcript has 2 exons. The record is from RefSeq and is a predicted model, not a curated record.